AUGUGUGUCCUAAGCGAUUGUACACAUAUAUGGAAGGGCCUACUCUCGUCGAACUGGUUGCUAGAAGAAGCCAACAAGUUGAAAGCAAGAUAUAACGCUGCAAUGACACCCGCACAUUUAGCCGCUCAUAUAUUAGACCCCAAAUAUAGAGGUGAAGGACUAGAUGAAGAAGAAGACACAAUGGGUAUGGAGUUCAUAGAUUUAAGCUAUCCGCAGGCAAUAAAAGAUGUCCUCACGUACCGUGCGAUGAGUUUUCCAUUUAAAGACUACAUGUUUAAGGAAGAUCUUUUAAAAAGAACUUAUGUGUCCGUGUGGUGGAGAUCGCUGGGAAGUAAAAUAGAUCCGGGAAUGAUAAAUCUCACAAAUCAGGUAUAUACAGCCACUGCGUCUUGUGCCCGAAUCGAAAGAUUAUUUUCGACUUUUGGGCUGGUGCACUCUAAAUUACGAAACAGACUUGGCACCAAGAAAGCAGCAAAAUUGGUUACAGUAAUGAGGGCGCUGAAUCCAGGCAGCAGAGGCUCAUCAUAUGUGGACGAGGACGAGGUCGAGGAAUUAACAGUUUUAUCAUUAUCAUUAAUCAAUAUAAGUACCUACUCAAUCAAUAACAAACAAAACAUAAUGAAUAUGAUUGAUUUGAUAGGAUCUAGAUCUACCUACCCCAUAUGUCUAUGUCAAUAA
Messenger RNA from Parnassius apollo (apollo), 678 nucleotides. The record is from the annotation of a GenBank genome assembly. Lineage: Eukaryota; Metazoa; Arthropoda; Insecta; Lepidoptera; Papilionidae.